AUUAAUCUCUUCCCGUCCGGCUCAUUGCCGAUAAACGGCCGGACGGGAGCGCUGCCGAUGCGGGUGGACGUUUCUAAAACAUCCCCCCCACAUCCACUGCCUAUGCGUUCUCCCUGGGAGUGCGCGGCACCGCGAUCGAUGGCCGCUGUAUCCUCUGGAACACCGAUCGCUGUACAGGAACUCUCUGCGAGGUCCCGAUUCGUGUGAUCGCUGAUUGGCCAAGUAAACAUUGUGUACUACUUGUGAAAUCUCCAUUGAGAACUACUGUGAGAGCUGUGAUUGGUCACAGCUUGUCACAUGGUACAAGGC
Messenger RNA from Staurois parvus, 309 nucleotides. NCBI's taxonomy places the organism in Eukaryota, Metazoa, Chordata, Amphibia, Anura, Ranidae. The record is from the annotation of a GenBank genome assembly.